Molecule: messenger RNA, 204 nt
Organism: Morchella importuna
Lineage: Eukaryota; Fungi; Ascomycota; Pezizomycetes; Pezizales; Morchellaceae
Exons: 5
Coding region: 1-204 (67 amino acids)
Source: RefSeq, a predicted model, not a curated record
AUGGCCAUAGAAAAACACUCUCUUUCAAAACAAAGUCUUCUUAUAGCUUUCAUUCAAUCGGAAACAAUAUCGAACCUUCAAGUACUUUCAACCCAGCGCCAAAUGAGCCUUGGAAUAGGGUUAUUACCGUACGCGCGUGAACAGUCAACAACUCUCAACACUGAAAACUCUUCUGUGGAUGGAUAUAUUCUAAUUAAGGCUUAG